AUGGCUUACCAACUCCAGCAAAAGUAAAAGCAACCCAGGGCUUUGAUCCCAAACGAGUCAAGGUCUACGGACCUGGAAUUGAACAAGGUUUUGUCAAUCAACCCAAUGAGUUCACGGUGGAAACGCUGGGCGCCGGUAACGGUGGUCUCGGCCUGUCCAUUGAAGGUCCUACUGAGGCGAAGGUGAAGUGUCUGGACAACCGCAAUGGAACCUGCUCAGUGCAGUAUGUGCCCGAUGAGGGUGGCGACUAUGAUAUUUCAGUACGAUUCGGCGACCAGCACGUGCCUGGAAGUCCGUUUAAGGUGCCUGUGAAGGCUGAAGUGGACGCCUCAAAGGUAACUGCCUCCGGGCCAGGCGUCGAUCCGAACAACUGCCGUGCCGCUGAAGAGCUCACCUUUAAGGUGGACGCCAAGAAGUCGGCCAAGGCGCCUCUCGAUGUUCAGGUGAGCACUGACAAGGGGCCAAUUGCCGAAAAGCCGGUCAUCAAGGACAACGGCAAUGGCACCUAUGAUGUCACCUACAAGCCCCCGCCGGAAGGUAGCCCGUGCAAUGUCAAGGUGACCUAUGGUGGCAAAGAUAUCAAGGGAAGUACUUUCCAGAUGAAGGUGAAGAAGAAGUCUGAGCCGGGCAAUGUGAAGCUUUCUGGUCCAGGCCUCGGCAAAGAGGUGCCCGCCAGUUUGCCCACUGAGUUUACCGUGGACACUAAAAACGCCGGAUUUGGACCACUUGAAGUUGUCAUUGCUAAUCCUAAAGGUCAACCAAUGCGAUACUGGAAAACCGACUACAAGGAUGGAACUUACAAGAUUACGUACGUUCCUGAAGACAUCGGUGAACACAAGGUAACUGUCAAGUUUGACGGACAAGAAGUGGCGCCGCCGUUCACUGUAAACUCAGUCCAGACGGGUGAUGCGGCCAAAUGCGAAAUUGAAGGUGCUCUAAAGGACAAAAUCAACGCCAAUGAGGAGGUGUCAGUGAAGGUGACGGCCAGUGGAGCCGGCAACGGUUCGCUCACCUGCAAAGUGACCCGCGUCUACUCAAAAUCUGAGUCCAAUGAGACGGUGACUGAGCGCACAGAGACGCUGCCUUCCGGUGCAACGAAGAUCAUCCGCGAGACUCGCAGAGAGACAAAGACGCAAACACAACGCGAGAUCCAGGAGAACAUCAACUGCCAGGUGGUGAAGAACAAGGACGGCACCUUCUCGGUGAAGUACAAGGUGAAGGAGCCCGGUGACUACACCAUUGAACUCAAGUACGGCGGUGUGCCCAUCAAGAAUGGCGUCCUCAACUUUACUGUUGCCUAG
Messenger RNA from Rhagoletis zephyria (snowberry fruit fly), 1301 nucleotides. The record is from RefSeq and is a predicted model, not a curated record. NCBI's taxonomy places the organism in Eukaryota, Metazoa, Arthropoda, Insecta, Diptera, Tephritidae.